Messenger RNA from Acipenser ruthenus (sterlet), 2775 nucleotides. RefSeq lists its product as uncharacterized. The record is from RefSeq and is a predicted model, not a curated record. The transcript is spliced from 8 exons. NCBI's taxonomy places the organism in Eukaryota, Metazoa, Chordata, Actinopteri, Acipenseriformes, Acipenseridae. Bases 59 to 715 code for a protein of 218 amino acids.
UAAAGUCUGCGCGUGUUGUUUUCUUGAUUUACUGGACAGCAACACAUUGUCAGUAAUUAUGGAGCCAUCUUUAACCUUGCGGAUGUGGAGUUUGUUGUGUUUGAGUUUGCUUGUAAUCCAGCAAAUGAGAUACAGACUUUCAGUGCCUACCGUCCUGAGCAAUGGCACAGACACACUCGUCUGCAAAGCGCAAGAAGUCGUCUGGAAAUACAGCUGGCAGGAAGAAGGGGCACCAAUUCGACCCCAGAUUUUACUUUUCUCUAAAGAUGACACGCUGGUCAUUUCUGGAGCCAGAGCUGAUAUUUGUGGGAGGUACACUUGUACAGUGGAAAACCAACUGAGCACUAAUCAAGGGCACUAUUUCCAUUUGAAAUAUGGAGAGAUCUGGCAUGAGAAGGCCUCUCUUUACUUGGGAACAGCGGCUGUGCUGUUUGAAGUGCCAUGGCUCUUGAGCGUCUGCUUCUCCUGUAUUAACUGGAUCUGUAAAAGAGGUUUCAGUCUGCUACAUGGUUUCUUAAGCUUCAGUGACAUAUGUGGCAACAUCUCCCUUCUGGUAGGAUUCUUUGGGUUUAUCUUCAAGACAUGUGAUGGUGAACACGUUGAAGUAGCCAUAGUUGGGCUGGUUAUUUUACCUGCCAUUCUCAUUGCAAGGGUGCCACAGAAAAAAGAAGAACCACCAGAAAAACGUGUGUCACGCUGCAUGGAACACUGUUAACAGGCUGGUUGUGAUGGUCGCUUUAUCUGUGUUAACAGGACUUUGCUUGAAAUACUGAGAGAUCUGGCAUGAGAAGGCCUCUCUUUACUUGGGAACAGCGGCUGUGCUGUUUGAAGUGCCAUGGCUCUUGAGCGUCUGCUUCUCCUGUAUUAACUGGAUCUGUGAAAGAGGUGUGUGCCGUCUGUGUACCAAUACAGGAAAAAUGAAACAAGCCAAGGAGAAGACAAGACAUUGCCACCUGAAGAAAUCCAACUGAACUGAAGGUUGCAAUUUCCACUGCCUGUCACAGUCUGAAUGAAUUGUUUUAAAGAGCAGUGUAAUCCCCACAGUAUGAGUGAAAUAGAACAAAGCUAUGGGACUGAUCAUUCAAGCUUCCUGCUUGACUAGUGCAACAAAGAAUUGGGAGUACUGGUCUCAGAAUUACAGGGUUAUGGGGCUACAGGAGUGGAGGGUAGCCAGUGAGAAGGAAUAAGGAAUGCAUUAAAAAUAGGCCACUGGGUUGUUUAUGUUUUUUUUAUUAUUAUUAUUAACUCUGAGAUUGAAGCAUUAUGAUUUGCGUUGUGUCACUAGCGAUUCUAGCAAGAUAAUGUGAAACGUUAUCUAAUGACUGUGAUUGAAGUGCCCCCUGGACCCCUGGCUGACUAACCUUGUCCGUCUCUGUGCUUCUGAUCUUGCUCCCUCCGUUAUGUACACUCUCAACCUGUCCCUGGACUCUGGCUUGGUUCCUGCUGCCCUUAAGCUUGCCCGAGUUACACCGGUACUCAGAAAACCCUCUGUCUGUCAUGCAUUUGUCUCCUCUCGACAUUGGCCUCUUGGUAGCCUCUCUGAUCAGUCUCAUUCUUGCUCGGUUAUCCAGUUUGGAGGGACGGCCUGAUCUAGGCAGGGUCUUGGUGGUGCCACUUCUUGAUAAUCGUUUUGACCGUGCUCUUAGGGAUAUUCAAGGCCUUUGAUAUUUUUUUAUACACAUCCCCUGAUCUGUGCCUUUCAACAACAUUGUCCUGGAGUUCUUUUGAAAGCGCCUUGGUGCUCAUGGUUCAGUCUUUGCUUUGAAAUGCACUACCCAGCAGAGGGAACCUACAGGAACUGCUGAAUUUAUCCUGAAAUCAUGUGAAUCACUACAAUUUAACACAGGUGGAGGCCACUUAACUUGGUGUGUGCUUUUGAAGGUGAUUGGUUACAACUGAGCUAAUUUAGGAUUGCUAUUACAAGGGGUGUGGACACUUAUCCAACCAAGCUAUUUCAGUUUUUAUUUAAUUUUCUACAAAUUUGUAGAAUAUUUUUUUCACUUGGAAGUUGUGGGGUAGGGUGUGUAGAUAAAUGAAAAAAAAAUAUUUUAAUGCAUUUUAAUUCCAGGCUAUAAGGCAACAAAAGGUGAACAUUUUGAAAGGGGGUGUAGACUUUCUAUAGGCACUGUAUAUGUAUGUAUAUAUAAAUAGUAUUUGUAAAUAAUCAGAUACUUUUUAUGUUAUCAUAUUUCAAAUUUCACGUUUUUUUUAAUUUAUCUUGCAAUAUUUAAACUUGUUUCAUAAAUAAAUAAUAAUGUGAAGAAACAUUUACAUUUAUUGAACUUUAAAUUGAAAGAUUUCUGUGAUGAAAAGUGGCUGUGUGGCUUUGAAGAGAAGGGGAGUGCGGGACAGAUAUAUUGUUGAAUAACAAAUCCACAGAAAAUUGUUAAUUCAUCAAUUAAACUGCAGUCAGAACAAUUCCACAGAAAAGCCAGUAUCAUUUUAUUACACAACAAUCAUUUCAACAAUUUUCAAACGUAACACUUUGAAAAGGGCUUGCGAGAGACAAACAUCUUACCUGUUUGCUGUGUAACAGUGGAGCAAAAAACAAAUCUAAUUACCAGAUUAACCAACUCAAUCUCAUUAUCCAACAAGUAUUAAUUAGGAAGACAUUUUCUAAGUGGCAUAAAAACUCUGAAUGUUGAAUCGGUAAGAAAGUAAUCAACAGUUUCUCGUGCCUAACAGUGCUCAAAAACAUUUUGUAAUUUGUAACACAACUAAUCUGUACAUAUGAUAAUAUAUUUUAUACCUAUGCAUAUCUGUAAUAAAAACAAU